Micropterus salmoides (largemouth bass) is the source of this 4294-nucleotide messenger RNA. RefSeq names its product low density lipoprotein receptor-related protein 10 (gene lrp10). The transcript has 10 exons. Gene Ontology annotation, molecular function: protein binding. The coding region runs from base 570 to 2987 and encodes 805 amino acids. The record is from RefSeq and is a predicted model, not a curated record. Gene Ontology annotation, cellular component: plasma membrane. Lineage: Eukaryota; Metazoa; Chordata; Actinopteri; Centrarchiformes; Centrarchidae.
CAGAAUCAUUUUGGUGUGUUGUUACCGCUCCUAACCUACAUGUUGUGAUGUCAUUGGGUAAUGAAAAACCCAGCGUCGUGCUCGGAAACCUUUUGUCGUGAUGUCGCCGCCUAGAAAAAGCGUCUGAACGACAGACAGAAGUGAGGAUGUUAGCGUUAGCAGUUAGCUCGUCAGGAAGCUAGCUAGCGAUUAAAGCGCUUGAGACAGAAGCAGCUGCUCCCUCCUUCUCCUCCUUUAUACCGAAACUAUCUUGAAACCGGAUCUCAGAACAUUAUAGAAACUUUUAGGCGACAACAUAAGAUGCUAAUCGACUAGAACUCGAGAACCCAAAUGCUUUUACUUUACUGGGAAUGAGAGAAAGACUUAUAAACUAUUUGUUUGGCGAGGAUUGAUCUCGGAAAUAUUGGCUUUCCUGGCGUCAUUGUUAAGAAGAUUAUGGGAAGGAAGUCGCUGCGUGUAUGUGAAGUCUUCCUGAACAAAAUCUCCUAAAAUGACGCUUCUCUGACGUUGUUUUUGCUUUUUAAGUCUUCAGUUAUUUUUAUACAUUUUAGAGGAGAAGCGUUACCACAAUGACCGUCACGUUCAACCUUUGUGCCCUCCUAGUUUUCACCAUAGCAGCGUGCAUCCAUUUUGAGCCUGCCCGCGGCGCUGCCCGCUGUGGGCAUUCCCCCCAAGUCCUAAACAGUAAAGUGGGAGAGAUCAGGAGUUCUGCUUACCGCAGCUGGUCCUACCGCUUUGGCUCUGUCUAUGACUGCUGGGUCAUCAAUGGUUCAGAAGGAGAACCUGUCGUUCUCAGCUUUUCCCAGUUUUCAGCUCGGUGUAGGAAGGAAUGGGUAUCUAUAAAAUCUUCAGCUGGCGGCGAGCCUGUUGUCCUUUGUGGCUCCAAGUUGCCGCAACCAAUGGAGUUCCCAGGGGGAAAUAUUACAGUGAUGCACCACUUCCUCCCGCAUCUGUUUCCUGUGUCAUCGUUUCUAUUGAACUACGCAAGAGAUCCAGACUCUGGUGAAUGCCCGGUAACAUCCUUUGAGUGUCUGGGGGGCCGCUGCCUUCCUUUGUCCUGGCGCUGUAAUGGCCAGGUGGAGUGUCUCGGUGAAGGAGCUGGCCUCGGGUCAGAUGAACAGGGCUGUGAUGCAGAAUUGGAGACCCCCGAACCCCCAAAGUACGGCAGCACACAGGCAGAAGAGUCCCAAGGAGAGACUUUCACAGAGAAUAACCAAGAUAUGGACUUGAAGAGACGUACAGCUGUAGAUAAAACACCCGAGAGGGAUACAGAGUCUGAUGUGUGGGCGCUGCUGAAGGAUCGGCUGGAGGAGAAUGGCCAGGUGGAUCAAGAGCAGCCUCCUCAGACACAUAGGGAGCUGGUUGUGACUCCCACCCCCAUUGAGUGGCCCUGUGGGGGGCUCCUCCAGACAUUUUACGGCACUUUCUCCCCUCCAGCCAUUCGGGGCCACGCGUUGUACUGUGUCUGGACUUUGGACCCUCAGGACUCAAGGCCGCUAAGACUGGACCUGCAACAGCUGGUGCUGGGGCCCGGGGACAGACUCUCUGUGUCCAACAGAGAGCAAGGCAAAGGAGACGUUAUUAAAAUUAUCACCAGCUCCUCCAAUUAUAAAUCAGUCCAAGUUGAAUCCCACACCGGCCUGCUGUCGCUGACGUAUGAGACUCUUCCUGGCUCGGAGGGGAGCGGCUUCAACGCCACGUUCCAUGUUGGGACCUACUGCCCCCCUUGGGAGGGCCGGUGCGGGGGAGCAGCAGGAGGUUGCUUCACCCAGGGGCAACGCUGCGAUGGGAAAUGGGACUGUCCUGAGACGGGAAAGGACGAGGAGGGUUGCCGGGGUUGCGGUCAGAACCAGUUUGCCUGUGGAAUGGCGGGACAGAGGGCCGUGGCAUCCAGUCACUUCGCUGGCAGGCCGGUGUGCUACCCCGUCGCAGAGAGAUGUAACUACCAGCUGUACUGUGCUGAUGGCAGCGACGAGAGGGACUGCACCAUGUGCCAACCGGGGACCUUUCAUUGUGACAGCGACAGGUGUGUGUUUGAGAGCUGGCGCUGUGACGGCCAGGUGGACUGCAAGGACGGAACAGACGAGCUCAACUGCACCGUCAUCCUGCCCCGCAAGGUCAUCACCGCGGCAACAGUUGGCAGCCUGGUAUGCGGGCUUCUGCUGGUUAUCGCCAUGGGCUGCACCUGUAAACUGUACUCACUCAGGACCAGGGAGUACAGCUUGUUUGCGCCAAUCAGCCGCCAGGAAGCAGAGCUGAUCCAGCAGCAGGCUCCUCCAUCCUACGGUCAGCUGAUUGCUCAGGGCAUCAUCCCCCCAGUGGAGGACUUCCCCACUGAAAACCCCAAUGAGACGUCAUCUCUUUCUCUAAGGGGAAUCCUGCAGCUCCUCCGUCAGGACGCCGCCAACUCCCCGCACCGCAGACGCAGGCCCCGAUUCAUCCGCCGGGCCGUUCGCCGCAUGAGGAGGUGGGGUCUAAUCCCCAGACCUCCCUCCAGGCCGAGUCAGGCCUCAACCUCCGGCCAGCAGCAGUCGGACGCCGCACCUUCCGGUCAGGAACCAGCUAACUCCUCUGCCACGAGCUCCUCGUCAGCUGUGGAGGCGGUCAACCAGCCGGUGCCUCAGAAACUUGGUUUGUUGGCUCAGUCUGAGCCGCAGCAGCAACAGCAGCAGGAAGCACCACCUCCUUUACUGCCGCCUCCUGCCGCUUCCCCACCCCCACCUCCGUACGCUCCCCCAGCUCCUCCCUCGGUCACUCCCCAGACUCCCCCUGUCACCGUCCCCCCGAGCAGCCCCUCUCUGUCCUCCAUCUUGCACACGCUGGGCCUGAGCAUCUCUCUCUUCAGAGCCUCGCCCUCUUCCUCCACCAACUCCAUGCCCCUCUCCGCCUCCCCUUCCUUCUCCUCGUCCUCCUCAGAUGACGAGGUGCUUCUUAUCCCCCUGUCUGAAGACACCACUUCAGAGGACGACGUGCCCAUGCUCACCUGAAUGACUUCCUCACGUGCCCAGUACACCCCGCCCCUCCUUUAUCUCCUUCACUCAUUGAUAAUAACUGAAACCCAGUCUUUCCAUGUUUGUUUGAACUUGAGCACAGAAGCGGUCCACGGCGAGACUCACUGUGCAAGUCUGGUGCCUUUUUUUUGAAAAUUGUUUUGAGAUGGAUUUGUUGACUUAUGGAAUCAAGUAUUUGACUUUUCUUUUUAAGACCUCCUUGCAAAGGUUUUAGACGAAAAGCACGGCUGAUGUAUGUUUGAGAGUAAGUGUAGACGAGAAUUGGAUGUGCAUUUAAUGAAUGCCAGGCUGCACAUUGAAGGUAAACUUUUGCACAGAAGAAUCUUCCCUAUCCAGAAACUGAGGCUGGUUGCUGUCAGAUUGAAUGAUCAGAGUUUUUAAAUAACAUGAUGGAUAAUGUUUGUAUGACUGCAACUGUGUGAAUGCAUUUGCAUUUUAGUCUUACAUAGACAGUGGAGUAUGUUUGUGGAUGUGGAUUGUCUCCACAUUCUGCCACUUGCAUCCAGUCUCAUGUUAUAUCACAGUUAAAGAAAAAAAAGUCCCCUAUUUAAGUGCCUUUUGAGGAGUUUCCUGUAGAUGGCUCGUGGAGAUUACGAAGGUUCCUGAGAUACACACUGCACACCAAAACACACGGAGGCACAUGUUUUCUCACAUCAUAGCACGCGUUGACACAUCAGUGGCUUUAUUAUGAACAUGAACAAAAAUGCAUGUCUACUCUGCAAGCUGGCAAUAACUUUUUUGGGCCCCUGUUUUAGUGCACAUUGCAACAAAACUGUGUAAUGAGCGUGUGUGCGCGCGCACACACACACUUCUCCUCUUCCAAAGUGAAUGUAAGUAAUCUGAAAAGUAAAUGUGUCAAAAGACAAUCUCUUUGGUGCCUGAUUUUAAGGUGGGUGGGUGUGUGUGUGGUGUGCACAGCACGAUGAGGCGCCCCAGUGAUGCACGGUGCCCUGAAUUCACAAAAUACCCUCAACUUGAAUCUUCAACCCUUGAGGGGAAUCGAUCGCGAUCAGUCAUAGUUUGACACAACAGACUUGUGGUGUGCUCUUUGUAUUAUUGUACAUUUUAUGUUGUUUUUAUUUCAGCAAGUUGCUUUUCUUUUUUUUUUCUUAAGUUCUGUUUUGCUUUGUUGAAUGUAUUACAGUCGACAUGGAGUAGCUAGAAGUUUUAAUUUUGAAAUGUAUUGAGGUAAAUAAGAGAGAAAGUGAUUUUAUGGAUUGCUAGGGUCAACUUCACUGUAUAUAAGUAAAAAUGUUGCUGAGAUUAAACAAUUUGCACUUUUA